Messenger RNA from Rotaria sordida, 495 nucleotides. Lineage: Eukaryota; Metazoa; Rotifera; Eurotatoria; Philodinida; Philodinidae. The record is from the annotation of a GenBank genome assembly.
AUGCCAGCAAAACAAACAAAAGAUUCAAAUGCUCCAAGAAAACCAUUAUCUGCUUAUAUGUUAUUUUCAGCUGAUGAACGACCAAAAUUAAAAGCAUCAGGUUUAGAUAAUUUUAUUGAAAUGAGUAAAGCAUUAGGUGCUGCAUGGAAACAAGCUGAUUCAAAAACAAAAGCUCAUUAUGAAAAAGAACAUGAACGAGAAAAAAUUCGAUAUGAAAAUGAAUUAAAAGAAUAUGAAAAAUCUGGUGAAGCAGCUCCAUCAUCAAAAUCAGUUCAAAAAACUCAUUCAUCAUCAAAAAGUGAAACAACUACAUCUGCUACAACAACAUCAAAAAAUAAUAUAACAACUGAUAAAAAUGAAAAACAUAAGAGUGAUAAUGAUGAUGAUAACGAAGAAGAAGAAGAUGAUGAUGAAGAAGAAGACGAAGACGAGUCUGAAGAAGAAGAGGAAGAAAAACCAAUUGCACCAGUUAAAAGUUCACGAAAGAAAAUUUAA